CAGAAUCCCUCGGCUUGUGCCCAUCACACGCAGGAGGUGGGGGCUUCUGCGGAGGAGAGGUAGGGAAUGCGUGUCUGCGAAGGGGCGUGUGGGUGGCCGAGGGCGGCCUCCACUUCUGCACCCAGCGCCCCCGCCUUGCACCCGGCUGACUUGUGCAGCUCCUGGCCGUGAGGGGGCGUAGCAGCCCCAUUCCUUGACCCCGUCCCCAUUCAGGAAAAGGUCCCUAUCACUCGUUGCUGAUCUGUUGGGAAGGGUCGGUGGGAGCGGGCUGGAGAACAAGACUGUUUCUCCCAAGGCUUGGAUCUGGCUGGGACUGUGGGACUGCCCCAAGUCAAAGCAACACUGGCUCCUGGCUCCCCCACCUUGGCCACACUCCACCCCAGCCUACACUCUCCUAUGUGGUUCAAGGAUGAGAGCAGUUAGGAGAACGGUGGUGCAGGCACAUAGUAGCACGUGCUUGCCUAACAUACAGCAUCUGUGGUCUCAGAUCCAAAGCUCUGGAGAGCAGGGAUUGUCUACCCAAGUUUGGCAGACCCUGACACAUUGGUCACCCCAACGAACCAACACUCCCAAGUGCUUGCCUGCUUUGCAGGCCCCUACCAUGGAGCCAGGCAGCGUGGAGAACCUGUCCAUUGUGUACCAGAGCCGUGACUUCCUGGUGGUGAACAAGCACUGGGAUGUGCGCAUUGAUAGCAAGAUGUGGAGGGAGACACUGACCCUCCAGAAGCAGCUGCGGCACCGCUUCCCUGAGCUGGCUGACCCGGACACCUACUAUGGGUUCAGGUUCUGCCACCAGCUGGACUUCUCCACCAGCGGAGCACUCUGUGUGGCCCUAAACAAGGCAGCUGCGGGCAGUGCUUACAAGUGCUUCAAGGAGCGGCGUGUUACCAAGGCUUACCUGGCUCUGGUUCGGGGAUACAUCCAGGAGAGCCGGAUGACCAUCAGCUAUGCUAUUGGCAGGAACAGCACAGAGGGUCGGGCCCACACCAUGUGCAUCGAGGGCACCCAGGGCUGUGAGAACCCCAAACCAAGCCUCACGGAGCUGGUGGUCCUAGAACACGGGCUCUAUGCAGGUGACCCCGUCUCCAAAGUGCUGCUGCAACCCCUCACAGGCCGGACGCACCAGCUGCGUGUACAUUGCAGUGCCCUCAGCCACCCCAUUGUGGGGGACCUGACCUAUGGACAGGCCUCGGGCCGAGAGGACCAACCAUUCCGCAUGAUGUUGCAUGCCUUGUACCUGCGGAUCCCCACAGAGGCUGAGUGUGUGGAAGCCUGCACACCAGACCCCUUCGUGCCCACCCUUGACGCCUGCUGGAGCCCCCAUACCCUGGUACAGCCACUGGACCAGCUUGUUCAGGUCCUGCGGACUGCCCAUGACCCUAAACCCACAGAAGGGGGCCCUGGACCCUGCAGCCCCUCCAUGUGCCUGCCCGGGCCAGGCCGGCCCCCACCACCCUCUGUUAGUCCCACUGAGACAGAGGCUCAGCGGGCCUCAUGUCUGCAAUGGCUGUCAGAGUGGACACUGGAGCUGGACAACUGAGAGUGUGUGCCUAGUGUUGGGGUGCAGACUGGAACCUCCAGGUGGAUGGGGGCUGUGGGUCAGAACCCUAAGCCCAUUCCCAGAGGCAGGGGUAUCCUAGCCACAGGACUGAGGCUCCACCCCAACUGCAGUAGCCAAACCUGAAGAGGGGCCAAUGCCAGCAGGGGAAGCCGGGAAGCCAUGAUUAUGAGGAUGAAGGGCAAGGGCUCAGGGUGGUAGGACCAGCCCCCCCCCCCAGGGGAAACCAAGGCCUGCCUAUCCCCCCAAACCACUUUCUGUUUCCAAAGCUUCACCUGUGGGGCCUGCUUUGUAGACUUGCCCAGGGAUUGCCUUGGAAAAGGACCUGGGCCAGCCGUUGCCUGGGUGGGCUCCUCCUGGGCCCCUAGUCCACCCACCAGAGCACCCUGCUCCUUACCUGCUCAGACCCUGUGUGCCAUCACCCCAGCUCAGCUGAGCCCUCUCUACCUGCAAACCCUGACUGGUUCCCUGCCUGGCCAGUCCUACCUUGUGCCUUGGCUUCUGCUGAACUCUGCCUGUAGGUCUCCUGCUUCCACCCACAUCCUAUAUCACAUGUGGGGGUGGGUCUGGGCCAUCCUUCUGGCCUGGCUUAAGUGCUGCUCUGUGGGGUCCUCCCACCCAGCCACAGGUUGUAAGACCUUAGCCUAAGAGCAAGGGCAGCCCAACUCCCGCUUCCUCUGUCCCCCACAACAUGCCCACAUCGCUGCAGCUGCAACUGGGC
Messenger RNA from Molossus molossus (Pallas's mastiff bat), 2279 nucleotides. RefSeq names its product RNA pseudouridine synthase domain containing 1 (gene RPUSD1). The transcript is spliced from 5 exons. Gene Ontology annotation, molecular function: RNA binding; pseudouridine synthase activity. Gene Ontology annotation, biological process: pseudouridine synthesis. The record is from RefSeq and is a predicted model, not a curated record. The coding region runs from base 410 to 1540 and encodes 376 amino acids. Lineage: Eukaryota; Metazoa; Chordata; Mammalia; Chiroptera; Molossidae.